Molecule: messenger RNA, 351 nt
Organism: Emericellopsis atlantica
Lineage: Eukaryota; Fungi; Ascomycota; Sordariomycetes; Hypocreales; Bionectriaceae
Product: cytochrome c oxidase assembly protein COX16-domain-containing protein
Exons: 2
Coding region: 1-351 (116 amino acids)
Biological process (GO): mitochondrial respiratory chain complex IV assembly
Cellular component (GO): mitochondrial inner membrane
Source: RefSeq, a predicted model, not a curated record
AUGCCGACUUUCCAGUCGAACAAGUUCCGGUCGUCGGCCGACAUGAACCGCAUCGGCAUGCGGUACCGCUCGCUCAUGAACAAGCACCCCUUUCUCACCUUUGGCCUGCCUUUUCUGGGCAUCAUCAUUGCGGGCUCGUUUGUCCUCACGCCCGCGACGGCGGUGCGGUACGAGAAGCACGAUCGCAAGGUGCGGCAGAUGAGCAAGGAGGAGGAACUCAGCGUGCGGCGGGCCGGCCGAAAGGUUGACAUGCGGGAGGAGUACAAUCGACUCGCGGGCCGUGACCUGGAAAACUGGGAGCAGAGACGCGUGGAGCGGUUCAAGGGUGAGAGUGACGGUAUUCUACGAUAA